Messenger RNA from Zingiber officinale, 1743 nucleotides. Its product is annotated as protein CfxQ. Gene Ontology annotation, molecular function: protein binding; ATP binding; ATP hydrolysis activity. The record is from RefSeq and is a predicted model, not a curated record. NCBI's taxonomy places the organism in Eukaryota, Viridiplantae, Streptophyta, Magnoliopsida, Zingiberales, Zingiberaceae. The transcript has 7 exons. The coding region runs from base 76 to 1515 and encodes 479 amino acids.
GCCCACCGCUCUGUUAAAAAAGGCAACGGGAAAUUGAUAGAUCGAGGCUGAGGGCCGAGGGAGGGAGGAGGAGGGAUGCCGGGAAGCCACGAUUACCGCUCGAGAUCCGCCAAGCCGGUCACCAUCCAUGGCUGCGCCCAGUCCGGGGACUUCGCCGGCUUCCAGAAGUGCCUCAAUGACAACCCCUCGCUGAUCAACGCCAGAAACGCAGUCAUGUCACAAACACCUCUUCAUGUGGCAGCCGGAUAUAACAAUACCAGAAUUGUAAAAUACCUUCUCGAGUGGAAAGGUCUUGAGAAAGUUGAGUUAGAGGCAAAAAACAUGUAUGGUGAAACACCAUUACAUAUGGCAGCAAAAAAUGGUUGUAGUGAAUCUGCAAGACUCCUGCUGGCGCAGGGUUCUUCGCUGGAGGCAAAAGCCAAUAAUGGGAUGACUCCACUACAUUUGGCUGUUUGGCAUGCACUGCGGGCAGAAGAUUGUAGUACCGUGAACACAUUAUUGGAAUACAGUGCUGAUUGUAGUGUCAAAGACAAUGAGGGUAUGACCCCUUUAAAUCAUCUAUCAGAUGGUGCUAGUAGUGAGAAACUUCGAGUAAUCCUUAUGAAGCACAUGGAGGAGCAAAGGAAGCGCAAAGCUAUUGAGUCAUGUAGUCAAGCAAAAGCUAAAAUGGAUGAGUUUGAAGUAGCUAUUUCAGGUAUUGUAGGGUUGCAUGAUCUCAAAAUGCAAUUGCGCAGAUGGGCAAGGGGCAUGCUUUUUGAUGAGAAGAGAAGAGCAUUUGGAUUACAUAUAGCUCCCAGAAGGCCCCCACAUAUGGCUUUCCUUGGUAACCCUGGAACAGGUAAAACAAUGGUUGCUCGUGUUCUUGGUAAACUCCUUCAUAUGGUGGGAAUUUUAUCUACUGAUAAAGUUACAGAAGUGCAAAGAACUGACCUAGUUGGAGAAUUCGUGGGGCACACGGGACCAAAAACCAGACGAAAGAUAAGUGAAGCAGAGGGAGGAAUUCUUUUUGUAGAUGAAGCUUACAGAUUGAUUCCAAUGCAAAAAACAGAUGAUAAGGACUAUGGCCUGGAGGCCCUAGAAGAGAUCAUGUCUGUAAUGGACAGUGGUAAAGUGGUGGUGAUUUUUGCAGGGUACUCAGAACCAAUGAAACGCGUGAUCGAGUCAAACGAAGGUUUUUGCAGGAGGGUAACUAAGUUCUUUCAUUUUGACGACUUCAGCACAACUGAGCUCGCACAAAUCCUUCAUCUCAAAAUGAAUAACCAAGAUCAAAACAGUUCCCUCUAUGGAUUCAAGCUACAUCCAUCCUGCAGCAUCCCCGCCAUUGCAGAGUUGAUCGAUAGCGAGAUGACUGAGAAACAAAGGAGAGAGAUGAACGGAGGACUCAUAGAUCCACUGCUCGCAAAUGCCCGUGAAAGUUUGGAUCUUCGACUUGAUUUUGAUUGCACUGACACUGAUGGGUUGGUGACGCUAACAAUGGAGGACCUGAGACUUGGUCUUCGACUCUUCGCUCGCUGAUGGUUCUUCUUGGUAGCUUAGAAAUAUUUCAUUUUUUUGUAGCCAGAUUGAUUACCUACAAUGUGUCAAAUUGAGAUUAUUUUGUCGAACAUAAUUUGUUGAAUUGCGUACUGCUUACUCGGUAGGGAAUGGCUCGAAAUAUGUGAAACUCAUGAUGUAAUUUGUAAAUGAGUUUUGAUUCUCCAAGGAGAAAAUCAUUACAAUAAAAUAAUUAUUGUUUCUUCUUAA